UGUGUUAUAAUAAUUGCGGUGUGUGUUUUUAUUGUUGUACAAACAGAAACACAAUACCCCAGAAAAAAGAUUCUUUGGUUUAUCCAACAAAACAAAAGAAUUAUUCUUUGGAUUCUUUUUUAUCAAUUUUUUUUCUGUCGAUAUUCAAUCAAUCAAUCAAUCAAUUAUUCAACUUUGACGAAAAUCUUCAAGUUUUUUUUUGGCGUUUGUGUUUGUUUGGCUUUUGGAUCUUUUGGCUUCGAAAAACGAAUCAAAUUUUUUUUUUGGAGAGUGGAAAAAUAUUGUAUCCACAUACAACACGUAUUGUUUUGUUUUGUUUCUGGAAAAUUUUCUCUCAUCAAAUCAAUUCGUUAAAAGAAGCAGAACAAAAAGAAAAUGCAAAAUCCAUCCGGAGGAUUUCCACCAUUUCCAUCAAUUAUAAUGCCAAAUGUUGUUGCAUCUUCAUCAUCAUCAUCAUCCAAUUCAGCUGCAACAAUGAUUCCUGGUCAGCCAUCAAUCAUUCCUGCAUUCUUACCUGCAACAAAUUUUCAUCCAUUUUCAUUGACUGGUAUACCAAUGCCACCACCACCAACCAUAGCAACCGCAACACCAGCACCUAUUCUACCAAUACCACCAAUAAUAUCAUCACCAUUGAAUAAUAAUAAUUGGGUGGAAUAUAAAACACCUGAUGGACAACCAUAUUAUUAUAAUACAAUAACAAAACAAACAUUAUGGGAAAAACCAGAUGAAUUAAAAAAUAAUAUUGAACGUUUAAUUGAUCAAUGUCCAUGGAAAGAAUAUAAAACUGAAGAUGGUCAAAUAUAUUAUCAUAAUAUUAUAACAAAAUCAUCAUCAUGGACAAUACCAAAAGAAUUGGAUGAUUUAAAACAACGUUUAUCAUCAACAUCAUCGUCGUCGUCGAAUGAUAAGCCAGCAACAUCGGAAUCGAACGAUUCGAAUGAAAAGACAAUCGAACAACAACAACAAAUUGAUAAUCAAACAUCUGAAUCAAUCAAUGAAAAUAACGAUCAAACAUCAAACAAUAAUGUUGAAAAGCAAUUUGAUAAUUCGAAUUCGAAUGAUUCGAAUGAUGAUAAUUCAGGGUUAAUUUCUGAAACAACAACACCAAAAUCUGAUUCAUUACCCGAAUCAAUACCACCAACAACAACAACAAAACAACCAAGUAAAUCUGAUUUAUUAGAAAUAUUUAAAGAUAUUUUACGUGAAAAAAAUAUUUCAAGUAAUGCUAGUUGGGAAAAUACAUUGAAAAUUGUUGGAAAUGAUAUACGUUUUGAAAAAUUUCGUUCCCAUCCAGAACGUAAACAAUUUUUUAACGCUUAUAAAACACAACGUUCGAAAGAAGAAAAAGAAGAAAUGAAAAAUAAAAUUCGUCGUGCAAAAGAACAAUUAGCACAAUUUUUACGUCGUACUGAUCGUAUGAAUUCAAUGAUACGUUAUCGUCAUGCAUGUGAAUUAUUUCGUGAUCAUGAACAUUGGAAAAUUGUACCGGAAAAUGAUCGUAGAGAAAUUUUCGAAGAUGCUGUUGCAGAAUUAUCCAGGAAAGAACGUAAUGAAGCAAAACAAUUACGUAAACGUAAUAUGUCUGUUUUAAGUGAAAUAUUAGAUUCAAUGCCAAAAAUAACAUUCAAUACAACAUGGCAACAAGCACAACAAUUAUUAUUAGAUAAUCAAACAUUUGCUGAUGAUUCACAAUUAUUAAAUAUGGAUAAAGAAGAUGCUCUAAUUGUAUUUGAACGACAUAUAAGACAAUUAGAAUCAGAAGAAGCAGAAGAAAAAUUACGUACAAAACGUAUACAAGAAAGACAAAAACGUUUAAAUCGUGAAUUAUUUAUACAAUUUUUAGAUGAAUUACAUGCAUCAGGUAAAUUAAAUUCAUUAUCAAAAUGGUCAAUACUUUAUUCAGAAAUAUCAUCUGAUAUACGUUUUGAUUCAAUGUUAUCACAACCAUUAUCUGGUUCAACACCAUUAGAUUUAUUUAAAUUUUAUGUUGAUGAUUUAAAAGCACGUUAUGAAGAUGAAAAAAUUAUUAUCAAAGAUAUUCUGCAAAAAGCAUCCACAGAUUUCGUAAUGACACCGAAUACAGAAUUUUCUGAAUUCGUUACCGUAUUAAGUAAAGAUACUAGAAGUGCAAAACUUGAUUCAGGUAAUGUUAAAUUAAUGCAUGAAAAAUUAUUGGAAAAAGAACGUGAAAAAUAUCGUGAAAAACGUCGUGAAGAAAAUAAACAACGUAAACGUUUAGAAUCAAUAUUUUUAGAUAUGUUAUCACGAUUAUCACCACCAUUGGAUGAAAAUUCAAAAUGGUCAGAAAUUCGUCCGUUGAUUUGUACGAAAGAUGCAUUCAUGUUAAUUACGGAUGAAAAUGAACGUUUAUCAAUAUUUGAACGUGCUAUUAAUUCAAUUGUUGAAAGUUGUUCACAUCAUCAUAAUCAUAAAUCUGGACAUCGUCAUCAUCAUCAUCAACAACCGCAGCAACAACAUUGUCGUAGCAGUAGUCGUCAUAAUAGUUUAUCGAAAAAUAUGGAUAUUGUCGAUCAGCAGCAACAUGGUAAUAAACAACAAUUAGGUAAAGAAAUGGAAAAAGAUAAUAAGAAAAAUAAAUAUUCGAAAAAUCAAGAAAAGCUGAAAAGUCAUCAAAGUCGAAAUAGACAUAAACAUCAUGGUGAUGAACAUCGAAAACAAUCCUCAUUAUCACGUUGUUCAUCAAUUGAAUCGAAUGAAUCAAUUGGUGGUGGUGGCGCUCGUGAUGAUGGUUUAUCUGUUGAUGGAUCAGAUUCACCAAUAUCGAUGGCUGAAUCUUCUUCAUCUACUUCGUCAUCUUCUUCUUCAUCGUCGACGUCGUCAUCGUCAUCUUCAUUACGUUCAAUAUUGAAUGAUAAUGGUGAUGAUGAUGGUCAAUAUCAACAACAGCAGCGAAUCGAUCAAUCGCAAAAUAAUCGUAAUUUACGACAAAAACAUUCAUCACAUUCGAAAUCUGAUCAUCGUCAUCAUCAUCGUGGUCAUCGAUUGACAACCAAUGAUUCACGAUCACCAUCACCAUUACCACCACCAUCAUCAUCAUCUGCUACUGCAAGCAUAAAACAUUAUCAUCAUCAUCAUCAUCAUAGUCGUAGCCGAUCACCAAUGAUUAAUCAUCAACAACAACAACAAAAACGAAUUUCAUCAUCAUCAUCAUCAUAUCAUCGUCGAUCAACAAGCAUAUCACCAACACGAUCAAGGACAAAACGUUUUAAAAAUACUUCCGAAUUUGAUGAUAAUGAUUUAGUUGUUGGCAGUUCAAAAAGUAAACGUAAUCGUAUUGAAAAACGCUAUGUGGAUGAUAAUGAUUCAAUACCAACGGAUAUUGUUAAUGUAAAUGUUAAUGUUGUUGGUAAUGGUUUGGAUAAUAAUCUUGAAGAAUUGGAAAAACAACGUAAAUUAUUGUUGAAACAAUUGGAAAAUUCGACAUGAUUUUUUUUUUCUUGGAUUUUCUGGAUUGAUUUUCAAUGGGAAAACAUCAGGCAAGCAAGCAAGUAUGAAUGCCAAAUAACAUUUCUUCCCCUAUUUAA
Messenger RNA from Dermatophagoides pteronyssinus (European house dust mite), 3545 nucleotides. It is a transcript of the gene Prp40, whose product is annotated as pre-mRNA processing factor 40. Gene Ontology annotation, cellular component: U1 snRNP; U2-type prespliceosome. Gene Ontology annotation, molecular function: RNA binding; protein binding. Gene Ontology annotation, biological process: mRNA cis splicing, via spliceosome. Lineage: Eukaryota; Metazoa; Arthropoda; Arachnida; Sarcoptiformes; Pyroglyphidae. The record is from RefSeq and is a predicted model, not a curated record.